Molecule: messenger RNA, 705 nt
Organism: Candidozyma haemuli
Lineage: Eukaryota; Fungi; Ascomycota; Pichiomycetes; Serinales; Metschnikowiaceae
Exons: 1
Coding region: 1-705 (234 amino acids)
Source: RefSeq, a predicted model, not a curated record
AUGGAUUUAUCGAAUUUAUCCAGCGACUUGCCCUCCACGAGGAAUGUGGACCAGGUGUCGCUUAUAGAACUUAACAAGGAGUUGACCUCGGAAUUUAAGAAUGCUGCCAAGUCGGUUGCUGCUCUAUAUAAUAGCACUGGGGACUCCAAACGACUGAAGGCAGAGUUUGCCAAUGCUGCCAAGUCGGUGGCCUCGCUCUACCGUUUGGGAAACAACUCAAACGUACUUCUGAUGCAUAAAGGCUACUUAGAGUGCCUAGAUGAUCUAUUGGAUGUUAUAACCAACGGUGAUGAUAUCGAGAACUGGGCACUCACGAAGCGUGCUGAGAUCGUCAAGAAGUUUAGCAGUAAAGAUAAACCGGCCGUGCCUCAGGAGGCCGUCCAAGAUCAAGAUUUUCACCUUCCACAGGAGUAUGAAUUCUCCUUACCAUCAGAGCUCGCUCUGUCAUUGCAUUUCAGGCCCACUUUUGCCCCCUUAUCGGUGAACUAUAGAAGGCCACGAUCGAAGGAGUCACGUAAACACGAGAGGAAGAACUAUCGGAAGCAAGCUGUUACGGCAAACUACGAUGCUAGUCAAUCUUCUGAUAACGAUAGCGAAACAAGCGACCUGGGUGAAGACAUAGAGACGAGGAAGAGAAGAGCAUUGCAGUCACUUCAAGAUGCUGUGAAGAAGAGGAGAAUGGAUUCUUCAAGUGACAACGAGUAG